CUCUUUCUUCUUAUCCUUCCCGGCCAUACUUCAUAUUUCAUAUCAUCAUCUUCUUAGUUUAGAAAAGAAUGGGUAUCACCACCUUUACAGAAGAGAUCAGUGGCCCAAUCUCUCUUGCUAGGAUCUUCAAGGCUGGGGUCCUUGAUGCACACAACUUACUUCCCAAACUCCUUCCUGACAAGAUCAAGAGCAUUGAAGUUCAAGGUGAUGGAGGGCCUGGAUCCAUUGAACAGAUAAACUUAGCUGAAGGUAGCCCUUUCAAAUGCAUCAAGCACCGAAUUGAAGAACUUGACAAGGAGAAUUUCAUGUGCAAGCAUACUUUGAUCGAAGGUGGUGUAAUUGGGGACAAGAUCAUAAAGGUUGUUGAAACAUUUAAGUUUGAGGCCUCUCCUAAUGGUGGAUCCAUUUGCAAGAUUACUAGUGAGUUCCAUACUGUUGAUGAUUGUGAGGUUAAAGAAGAAGAAAUCAAGAUUAGCAAGGAUAUGGCCAUACGGGUCUCCAAGGUUGUGGAAGCUUACCUCUUGGAGAACCCAAAUGCCUAUGCUUAAGACUCUUUCUAUAACUACUCUCUAUGGUUUCAAUGGAGUGACUUUUUUUUUUUUUUUUAUGAAAGUUCAAUAGAGCCACUUUGGCUCAAUAAUAAAGAAGUCUUCUACUGUGGUUGUGCUUUU
Telopea speciosissima is the source of this 671-nucleotide messenger RNA. Its product is annotated as major strawberry allergen Fra a 1.07-like. NCBI's taxonomy places the organism in Eukaryota, Viridiplantae, Streptophyta, Magnoliopsida, Proteales, Proteaceae. Gene Ontology annotation, molecular function: protein phosphatase inhibitor activity; abscisic acid binding; signaling receptor activity. The record is from RefSeq and is a predicted model, not a curated record. The transcript is spliced from 2 exons. Gene Ontology annotation, cellular component: nucleus; cytoplasm. Bases 69 to 548 code for a protein of 159 amino acids. Gene Ontology annotation, biological process: abscisic acid-activated signaling pathway; defense response.